CAUACAAUUUCCGGGACACAGAGCGGGGAGGCCCUGCUUACUCAUCUCCCGCGUUUGACGCGAAAGAGCGCGCCGACGCGAGUCAGAGCUUCUUUGUCCGACCAAGUCAUCAAAGCCUGAAAAUUAAUCGUCGCUAUGCGCUAGAAGUUUGUCCCUUACAUCCAACAGCCUUGAGUGAUGCCGUCCAUGAAACGUGUACAGGUGCCCUCGGACUCAGACGACCAGAGCGACGGGGGUUCUGAGAGCGCGGCAUCGAACUCCACGCCUUAUUCGCGAAAACGAGCUCGAUUAUCCGAUUCUCCCGGCUCUUCUGAUGGGUCAGAAGCGAACGAGCGACAUACCGAUUCCCUAUCCCCCUCCCCCUCCGCCGAUGAUGGGUUCCUUGACGACGAUGCAGACGAAGAAGAGCUCGAGUUACGCCAGACACAGCUGAUUCAAGACAAGUACGCCCAGCUGAUCGAUGAGGCUAACGUGCCCGCCGAACAUGGGAUCCUCGAACGUGUCGAAUGCUACAACUUUAUGUGCCACAAUCACUUCUCGGUGGAACUUGGACCCUUGAUUAACUUUAUCGUCGGAAAAAAUGGUAGUGGGAAGAGUGCGAUCUUGACCGCAAUCACGCUUUGUCUGGGAGGCAAAGCAUCCGCCACAAAUCGCGGUCAAAGCCUCAAGAGCUUCAUCAAGGAAGGGAAGGAGAACGCCUCCAUCAUUGUUCGAAUAAAAAAUCAGGGCGAAGGUGCCUACCUCCCUGACGAUUAUGGCAAAUCCAUCAGUGUCGAACGACACUUCACGAAGAGCGGCUCGAGUGGUUUCAAGAUCAAGAAUGCGCAGGGCCGCAUUGUUUCGACGAAGAAGGCGGACCUAGAUGCCAUUACCGACUACUUCUCCCUUCAAAUCGACAAUCCCAUGAAUGUUCUCUCGCAAGAUAUGGCUCGCCAAUUUCUUAGCACUUCCAGUCCGGCAGAGAAAUACAAGUUCUUUGUCAAGGGCGUUCAGUUAGAACAACUCGACCAGGAUUAUCGUCUGAUUGAGGAAUCGGUGGAUCAGAUUGAGGAGAAGCUCAGAACUCAGGCGCCAAAUCUGCGCUUCUUGGAAAACCAGAGGGACAUGGCGAAGAAGAAAUUGGAGCUUUCUGACCAACAGGACUCUCUGAGGGAACGGAUCAGGACUUAUCGGAAACAGCUGGCUUGGUCUCAUGUGGAGGAUUCAGAACGAAUCAAAGAUUCAUUCUCCAAGGAGUUAGCCAAGGCGGACGAGGGCAUUGCAAACGCUGAGGCCGAACUGGGCGUAUUCGACGAUAGGCUCCAGGCUGUUGACGCCGAGAUUGAAACGGCAACAGAACAUUGCAACAGAGCAGACAGUGCGCUAGAGGAGUUUCAGAAAGAGAAAGAGCAAUUGGACGAAAGGGUGACGGAAGAGUCGAGCAAGGUGCACGAGUCCCAGGCCGGGCAACGUGUGGUCAAAAGCCACCUCGAAGGCGCGAGGGUCAGACUUGAAGCUGCACAGGAAGAAGUCCAGAAUGAAGAGCUUCGUCUCAUCGAAGUAAGCAAUGGGGCCUACGCUCGAAAGCAGGAGGAAUGCGAGGAUGCCAAGAAUCGCGCUGCUGCUGCGCGGACCGAAUAUGAGUCGCACGAAAAAGGCCAAGCCUCGUUGCGGGAAGCGGCAAAGACCGCGGAAAUGAAGGCAUCAGAGGCCCAAAAACAGUGGGAGCUUAAGAAACAGGACUUGGACCAAGCCCAAAGCCGGUUGCGAGAGCUCACCAGGGAAAAUGCACAAGCCAAAGACGGCUUUCCUGAUAAAAUGCAAGCACUGCUCAGGGCCAUUCGGCAAGAACACUCUUUCGCAGCCCCUCCAGUCGGUCCUAUUGGGCAUCACGUCACCUUGCUUAAGCCAAAAUGGGCUUCCAUUAUCGAGAACACGCUUGGCAACAGUCUGUCCAGCUUUGUGGUGAAAAGUCAUGGUGAUCAAAAGAUUCUCAGCAACAUUAUGAAGCGAGUAGGCUGUCAAUGCCCGAUCUUGGUCGGAUCUAACGAGAAUAUCGACACGACAGACAAUGAGCCGGACAGUCAGUAUGACACGGUUUUGAGAGUCCUGCAGAUCGACAAUAAUCUAGUUCGAGGUCAUCUUAUUGUCAGGCACACCAUCGAGAAAAUGUUGCUGGUCGAGGACUUAGAAAAGGCUUCUACCUUGAUGUUCGACGGUCAAAGGCUCAGGAAUGUCGUACGAUGCUACAGCAUUGACUCUAGGGAUCAGCGGCGAGGAGUCCAUCUCUCUUACAACAAAGAGGGUGCUCCCAGUCAAUCGCCUGUACAGCCGUAUAAAGGUUAUCCCCGAAUGAAGUCGGACUUGGCCUCUCAAACUAGUCACCAGCGUGAGGUCGUCCAAGACCUCGAACGUCAACUACGUGCUCUCAAACAAGAGUACGAUACUGCAAACGCUCAUGUGACAUCAUGCAAGCAAGAUUUGGCGGCCUAUCUACGGAGGAGCCAAGAAUUAAAGAUUGAGAUGCAGCAACUUGAAGAUCAUGCCGAGUCGCUCAAAGAUGCUCUUGAAAAUAACAAGGACGGGCAACUUGACGCCUUGAAAAAUGUUGUACGAGCCGCAGAAUUAGAAUUGGAAACGCAUGAGGCGUCGUUCGAGGAUGCUAAGAUUGCCGUCGCCGCUCUCGUGGAGAACCUCAAGAAUCUGCGACGAGAGGUUAAGGAAAAAGUCGCAAAGUUGGCAGCUCUGCGACAGAGUUGCAAUGUUGCCAAGGAGGAGAAAGAGCGUGUUCAAGAUAAGCGCCAUCGGAUCAUCAGCGACAAGAAUGCGGCUAUCGCACGAAUUGACGACGACAAAAGACACAGGGACCGAAUUCGGGAGAAACAUGACCAAUUGGUCACUCGGAUACUCGACUUGACCGAGCAGGCCAGCAUCAUCACGGAGAGAGUCCCUGUAGAUGAAGGCGAGACUACCGACAGCCUCGCAACCAAACUUGACAGGCUCAAAAGGGAUUUGCAGCGAUAUAGUGAUCAGCUGGGCGCUUCCAGAGAACAAAUUGCCAACGACGCUUCUGCAGCGGAGACCAAGUACAAACUCGCGUUGAGACAGGUGCAAGAGAUGACAACGCUGGCUCAGAUAUUCAAAGAUACGCUCGAUAACCGGAAGAAGCGGUGGGAGAUUUUCAGAUCACACAUCUCGUCUCGUGCCAAGGCCCAGUUCACCUACUUGUUGAGUGAGCGCAGCUUCCGGGGUCGAUUACUUGCCAACCAUCAAGAGAAGUUGUUGGACCUCCAGGUUGAGCCCGAUAUCACGAAGGACGAUAGCACAGGCCGAGGAGCCAAAACACUCUCCGGUGGUGAGAAGUCAUUUUCCCAAAUUUGCCUGCUGCUUGCCCUUUGGGAAGCUAUGGGUUCGCCUAUUCGAUGCCUCGAUGAGUUUGACGUUUACAUGGACCAUAUCAACCGAAAGAUGGCCAUUGACAUGCUCAUGAUCGCCGCUCGACGGUCAAUUGGACGCCAAUUCAUCUUGAUCACCCCGGGUACCAAGACCGAUAUCACCAUGGCUCCUGAUGUCAGGGUAAAGGAGUUGGCAGAGCCGGAACGUGGUCAGACAACCUUAGCAUUCCAAAGGUAAAGAUCACGGUGGGAAUGGAUCAUAUGAUUUGUGUGUGUACAUAGCGUUUGGUUUUGCAUAUCUCGGGGCGUAUCAUGGUUCUCUGCUAUAGCUUAAUACCCCGUUCAAUUCCUCAGCGCAGCUUGACUUUAUCCUCAUUUAUUAGGCUCGACCAUAAACGUGUUUU
Penicillium brasilianum is the source of this 3778-nucleotide messenger RNA. The record is from the annotation of a GenBank genome assembly. Lineage: Eukaryota; Fungi; Ascomycota; Eurotiomycetes; Eurotiales; Aspergillaceae.